Phalaenopsis equestris is the source of this 2152-nucleotide messenger RNA. Its product is annotated as probable mannan synthase 4. The record is from RefSeq and is a predicted model, not a curated record. Lineage: Eukaryota; Viridiplantae; Streptophyta; Magnoliopsida; Asparagales; Orchidaceae. Bases 107 to 1822 code for a protein of 571 amino acids. The transcript has 9 exons. Gene Ontology annotation, molecular function: mannan synthase activity. Gene Ontology annotation, cellular component: Golgi apparatus.
GAGGAACCCGUCGAUUCCCACGCCUUUUAUACCACACGGGGCCGGACGGCCAACCGAUUCGAUCCAGAACGUAGAGCGCCUAGAGAAACAGAAAGCUUCCUGGGAGAUGGAGGGGAGGACAUUGGGACCUGCAUUCCUCGUGCUCCUCGUCUCCGCCGCCGCCGCCCCCGCUGGAGACAGCGGCCGUGAAUCGCCGGCGGCUAAUGGGGUUCUUUUCCUCGCCGUAUCGAUUUCUCGGGGAGUGCAGUCGAUGGUCGUGUCGGCGGAUAGGAUGCUUCCGAGCCGGUAUCGUGCGGUGUGGGUUGCUUUUCGUAAGGCGGUUAUAGCACCGGCGAUGAGGGCUGCUGUGGCGUUGAGUCUAGUGCUCUCGGUGAUGCUGCUUGCGGAAGUGGUUUUCAUGUCAUUCGUGAGCCUCGCAGUCAAGCUGUUUCGCUUGAAGCCAGAGAAACGGUACAAAUGGGAGGCGAUAAGCGGCGAUUUGGAGACCGGUAGCUCUGACUACCCCAUGGUUCUUGUUCAAAUACCUAUGUAUAAUGAGAAAGAGGUGUAUAAGCUCUCAAUUGGGGCGACGUGCGGGCUCUCGUGGCCAUCGGAUCGGCUUAUCGUUCAGGUGCUAGAUGAUUCAACCGAUCCGGAGAUCAAGGAUUUGGUGGAGCUUGAAUGCAAGAUUUGGGCAAGCAAAGGCAUGAAUAUAAUGUACGAGGUCAGAGACAAUAGGAAGGGAUACAAAGCAGGUGCCCUUAAAGAAGGAAUCGAGCAUACUUAUGUCCACCAAUGUGACUACUUGGUCAUUUUCGAUGCUGAUUUUCAACCUGAAUCUGACUUUCUUGUGAGGGCCAUCCCUUUUCUUGUUCAUAAUCCAAAGCUGGCUCUUGUUCAAGCACGUUGGGAAUUUGUGAACCCAAAUGAGUGCCUGAUGACAAGAAUACAGAGGAUGACAUUAGAUUAUCAUUUUAAAGUGGAGCAGGAAGCUGGUUCAUCCACCUAUUCAUUCUUUGGAUUUAAUGGCACUGGAGGGGUCUGGCGAAUAUCAGCCAUCAAAGAGGCUGGAGGCUGGAAUGAUCGAACUACAGUAGAGGACAUGGAUUUGGCCGUUAGGGCAAGUCUCAAAGGUUGGAAGUUCUUAUAUGUUGGUGAUCUCAAGGUGAAAAGUGAGCUACCUGGCUCUUUUGCUGCAUAUCGUCACCAGCAGCAUCGCUGGACGUGUGGUGCCUCAAAUCUCUUGAGAAAAUCAGCCUUUGAGAUAUGGACGACCAAGGGCGUGUCAUUAUGGAAGAAGCUUUAUCUACUAUACAGCUUUUUCUUCGUGCGGAAGGUAGUGGCUCAUAUCGUCACCUUUGCACUCUAUUGUGUCAUCAUUCCAGCGUCUGUUUUGGUUCCAGAAAUUUCCAUUCCAACAUGGGGAGUAGUUUUCAUUCCAACCACAAUUACUAUUCUCAAUGCUAUCAGAAACAUUAGUUCUAUACAUGUAAUACCAUUUUGGAUUCUUUUUGAAAAUGUUAUGGCCAUGCACCGUGUGAAAGCGACCAUCGUUGGUCUAUGGGAGGGUGGAAGUGCAAAUGAAUGGGUUGUUACAGAGAAGCUUGGUGGCACAAUAAAGGAAAAACUCUUGCCCGAAACCAAUUUAAUUGAAAAGGCUUCGCCAAAGCUCAGUCACAGGUUCUACUUUCCGGAACUCGGAUUUGCCUUCUUUCUCGUCCUAUGUGCAAGCUAUGAUCUGACUUAUGGAGCGGAUUACUACUUCAUAUACAUAUAUCUACAAUCUAUUGCAUUUCUUAUUGUGGGUUUAGGUUAUGUUGGGACUUUCAUCUCCAGUUCGUAGUUUCCAUGUUGUCAUUUUCCUAUCGCUCUAUCAAUUUUGAACCGUUUCGCUGGUCUGAAUUAUGUGCUUCUGCGUGAGGAUUUAAGUUUUAUGCCACCAAAAAAAGAGAAAAAUAUAUCAAACAGUACUGAAUCUUCACAUUUCAAAAUUUGAUUGGACAGAUGGGCCAUGCUUUUUGGAGGCCCAAAAUCUAUCUGAAGGCAAGUUUAGAUUAUUUGUUGGCAUCUGCGCCUCUAGUUCUUGUGUCUGAAUUGUAUCUUAUGUUUCUAUUGUAUGUUUUCGUAUAUUGUCUACAUUUGCGGGCCAAUGAAGGCUAUUCAGUAUUUCUUU